Molecule: messenger RNA, 1381 nt
Organism: Sorex fumeus (smoky shrew)
Lineage: Eukaryota; Metazoa; Chordata; Mammalia; Eulipotyphla; Soricidae
Product: protein transport protein Sec16B-like
Exons: 12
Biological process (GO): autophagy; COPII vesicle coat assembly; Golgi organization
Cellular component (GO): ER to Golgi transport vesicle membrane; endoplasmic reticulum exit site
Source: RefSeq, a predicted model, not a curated record
AUGCAGCUGGACGCCAGGGCCGACCACCAGCAGACGUUGUACGCGUCCAGGCUGAGGGCCAGGGCCCAGCCGGCACCCGAGCGGGACUACUACGAGGCCACGUACGCCGGACACUUGUACCCACGGCCAGACCUGGACGACCGGUACCCGGGCCACCCGUCUCCAAGUCUCAGUGACAGCUACGGCCACGGCGGAUACUUCUACCACGGGUACCCGCAGGACACAGCGCCGCGGCCGGGGAGCCCUCCAGGCUGGCACGAAGACCCCCGCGAGCCGGCGUGCGACCUUGAGCAGAGCCGGGCCCAGCUCCCGUGGCAGGACCGGGUCCCGGGUCCGGGCGACAUCGCGUCUGGAACGGACCUGCUCGCCGACAGUCUGCGGCCGGGGACCCCGGGGACGGAGCCCGUUCUGCCCGGCGAGUGCGACCCCCUGACGCCGCAGGAAUGGGGGUCCCACCCCAGCGCCCACGAUCCCCUCCAGGACGCAGACCCAGGGCCGGGGCCUGAGCAGGGCGUGUCUCGCGCAGGGCCCCAGGACCCCGUGAAGUUCUCGGCCCCGCACGUGCCGGUGGGCUUCGGGCCUGGGGGCCUGUUGGUGCUGGCGGUGCCCCGGGGCGGCCGCCCGGAGCUGGUGGAGCUGCACAGCAUGGAGGUUAUUCUUUAUGAUUCUGAGGAGCAAGAAGAAAUGAGAAUCUUCUCUGGACCUCUGAACAGGGACGACGUGUACAAGGUCGACAUCGUCACGUUCUGCCAGCGCAAGGCCGAGCAGAGCUGCAGAGCCCAGAGCCCGCGGGGCCAAGACUCCGCGCUCCUGUGGAAGCUUCUGGUCCUGCUCUGCCGCCAGAAUGGGUCCAUGGUGGGCUCGGACGUCGCCGACCUGCUCAUGAAGGACUGCGGGGAGCGGGGCCAGGACCAGCGCCAGCCGCCCGUGGCCGACCUCAUCGGGCUGGACGGCGCCGGGGCCUGGCCCGUGCCGAGCCCGGGGACCCCGAACCUGCUCACCGGGGAGACCCCCCCGAGCGUGGAGACGCCCGCGCAGGUCGUGGAGAAGUUCACCAAGUUGCUCUACUUCGGGAGGAAGAAGGAGGCGCUGGAAUAUGCCAUGAAGAAUCACCUGUGGGGCCACGCCCUCUUCCUGUCCAGCAAGAUGGACUCAAGGACCUACAAUUGGGUGAUGAGCGGUUUCAUCAGCACCCUGGCACUCAACGACCCCCUGCAGACCUUCUUCCAGCUCAUGUCCGGGCGUAUCCCCCAGGCGGCCACGAGCUGCGGGGACCAGCAGUGGGGAGACUGGAGGCCGCACCUGGCCAUGGUGCUGUCCAACCAGGGCGCGGAGCCCGAGCUGCAGCGGAGGACAAUCGUCACCUUGGGGGACACCCUGG